AUGUCUGCUAAGAGCUCCGUACCCCCGCCUGAGGAGCCAGCUUGGGCGGCCGAGCUGGACCUGCCCCGGGAGCGGGAGCCAGAGAGAGCCAGGGCCGCACCUCCCGGUGCCCGAGGGGAGCCGUGGCCACUGGCGCCCCGCCGCAUCAGUGCAGCCACCACGCUGGUGUCGGUGAACCCCCUCGGACGGCCUUUGGCCCACAAGUCUCCGGAGCCGGGAAGGCCCCUGGGCCCCAAGGAUGACGAAGACGACGCAGAUGGAGCCGAGGUCAACGGUGACAGUGAUGGGGCCGCCGCGCCCUUGGGCCAGAACCGGGUCGCUGCUGCCACACCGCUGCCCGAGCCCACCGAGCCAGAACUAAGUUCCCCACAAAUUAUAAAAGCAGGAAAACCCAAGACCCAGAAAACCAGCAAGACUUGUGACUUCAAUGACAUCAUAAAUUGGCCAACCCCAAGUGAAUUAGUGAACAAUGAAGGCCAGAACGUCACCAAUCAACCAAAGAAGAAGCCACAAGAAAGAAAAGAAAAGGAAGAGAAGACUGAAACAGGGAACCAACAGGGAACCAACAGGGAAAGCAGAGACAACCCUGAAGCAAAGCUCGAUGUGCCUGGAGAAAAUGUCAGCGAGAGAGAGGCGAAGUCCAAUCAUCAAAGAAAAAAAGCUAAUAAGCCCAAGUGGGUACCACUUCAUUUGGACGAUGUAAGACCUGAUAGGCGAGAAAGACGAGGAUCACGAAACAGCUUCAGAUCUCAGCCAGAGCCCAAUGAGUCCGCACAGAACAACCGACGAAAUGACUCACCAAGUUGGAGGCGUGAGAGAGAGAACAGAGAUGAUCAGGAUGAAGUUUCCAGUGUGAGAAGUGAUGGCGCUUAUAUUCCAGGUCGCGUUAGAGGCAGAGGCAGAGGCAGAGGCCGAGGCCGAGGCCGAGGCAGGGGAAACCUUCCGUUGAACUUUGAAUAUGCGUAUGGGUAUCCAGAAGAACAUGGUGAAAGCCCUGACCAGCCAUUUCAACCACAACUUUACCCUAACAUGAUGUAUUACUAUGAUGAUGGCACAAGAGUUCAGAUAUAUUCUGUGGAUGAAAUACUGCUUAAAGAAUACAUUAAGCGCCAAAUUGAAUAUUACUUCAGCAUAGAAAAUUUGGAACGGGACUUCUUUCUUAGGAGGAACAUGGAUGAACAUGGUUUCUUGCCGAUUUCUCUGAUUGCCAGUUUCCCCCGUGUUCAAGCCCUGACUACAAAUGUUCAUCUCAUUGUGGAGGCUUUGGAAGACAGUACAGAAGUGGAAAUCGAGGGCCAGAAGAUGAGGAAAAAGGUGGAACCAGAAAAAUGGCCAAUUCCUGACACUGCUCCACGCAAUGUGCCACAAAUUGACUUCUCUCAGGUCGUCGACUUCCCAGAGUUCAUACCAAGCAAAACUUUUGGCUUAAAUACUGUCCUAUGUCCCAGGGAAGCUCCAGUCAGUGGGCAUCUUCCUGGCCCCUUCAGGGAACACAAUGGCCAGAGAAUCAUGGCACACGCGAAUCCUUUUAUGGAGGAGUGA
Messenger RNA from Dromiciops gliroides (monito del monte), 1542 nucleotides. RefSeq names its product la-related protein 1B-like. Bases 1 to 1542 code for a protein of 513 amino acids. Gene Ontology annotation, molecular function: RNA binding. NCBI's taxonomy places the organism in Eukaryota, Metazoa, Chordata, Mammalia, Microbiotheria, Microbiotheriidae. Gene Ontology annotation, biological process: positive regulation of translation. The record is from RefSeq and is a predicted model, not a curated record. Gene Ontology annotation, cellular component: cytosol; cytoplasmic stress granule. The transcript is spliced from 3 exons.